AUUGUAUAUAAUCUAUGGACCACAGUUUACAAAAGUGUUAUGUCUGAUUAAACCUUCCCUAGUUUAUAAACAUUUGAAACAUUAAAUCGUGAUAUCCAUGUUCUGUUAAACGGUUAACAUUCCACAUUGUGACUUGUUGUAAAUAUUUCGUUUUCCUUUGGGGACGUUUGUUCGUGGGGUGGAACAAAAUCGUCAAAGAUUGACUCCGUGUGGGGUUGGGCUUCGCCCCCGCUGCGUUUGCAGCUGGGUAACGCACGCGGCCACAAAAGGAUGGGUGAGGGCGGAUCCCCAGGUGGCGCGCGGCUGUCCCACACCUCGGAGAAACAUCCGCGCGCCAUACUCGGCGAACUCUCCGCACUGCGACGUCAUCGUGAGCUAUGCGAUGUCGUGCUCAACGUUGCUAACAGGAAACUCUUUGCUCACAGAGUAAUCCUAUCAGCAUGCAGCCCGUACUUCCGAGCGAUGUUCACUGGGGAACUGGCCGAGUCUCGCGCCACCGAAGUCACGAUCCGGGACGUGGACGAGCAGGCCAUGGAGCAGCUCGUGGAGUUCUGCUACACCGCGCACAUCGUCGUCGAGGAGAGUAACGUGCAGGCCCUGCUCCCGGCUGCGUGCCUGCUGCAGCUGCAAGAGAUCCAGGACGUGUGCUGCGAGUUCCUCAAGCGUCAGCUGGACUGCUCCAACUGCCUCGGCAUCAGAGCCUUCGCCGACACCCACUCGUGUCGGGAACUGCUCCGGAUCGCCGAUAAAUUCACACAACAGAACUUCCCAGAGGUGAUGGAGAGUGAAGAGUUCUUACUGCUGCCCGCCUCGCAGCUGAUCGACAUCGUGUCCUCGGACGAGCUGAACGUUCGCUCGGAGGAGCAGACUUUCCAGGCCGUCAUGUCCUGGGUCAAGUACAACGUGGCCGAGCGGCGGCAGCACCUGGCGCAGGUGCUCCAGCACGUCCGACUGCCGCUGCUGAGUCCCAAGUUCCUGGUGGGCACCGUCUCCUCGGAGCUGCUGAUCCGCUCCGACGACGCCUGCCGCGACCUGCUGGACGAGGCCAAGAACUACCUGCUGCUGCCGCAGGAGCGUCCGCUCAUGCAGGGACCUAGGACUCGGCCCAGGAAGCCUACCAGGCGUGGCGAGGUGCUGUUCGCGGUGGGCGGCUGGUGCUCCGGGGACGCCAUCGCGUCGGUGGAGCGGUUCGACCCGCAGAGCGGCGAGUGGAAGAUGGUGGCGCCCAUGUCCAAGCGGCGCUGCGGCGUGGGCGUGGCCGUGCUGCACGACCUGCUGUACGCAGUGGGCGGCCACGACGGACAGAGCUACCUCAACAGCAUCGAGCGGUACGACCCGCAGACCAACCAGUGGUGCGGCGCCGUCGCGCCCACGUCGUCGUGCCGCACGUCCGUGGGCGUGGCCGUGCUGGAGGGCGCGCUGUACGCCGUGGGCGGGCAGGACGGCGUCCAGUGCCUCAACCACGUCGAGCGGUACGACCCCAAGGAGAACCGCUGGACCAAGGUCGCGCCCAUGACCACGCGGCGUCUGGGCGUCGCCGUGGCAGUGCUGGGCGGACAUCUGUACGCCGUGGGCGGCUCCGACGGGCAGGCGCCGCUCAACACCGUAGAGCGGUACGACCCGCGGCACAACAAGUGGACGCCCGUGGCCCCCAUGUCCACCAGGAGGAAGCACCUGGGCUGCGCCGUGUUCGACGGGCAGAUCUACGCCGUGGGGGGCCGGGACGACUGCACCGAGCUGUCCUCCGCCGAACGGUACGAGCCCAGCACGGACUCGUGGGCGCCCGUGGUGGCCAUGACGUCGCGCCGGUCGGGCGUGGGGCUCGCCGUGGUCAACUCGCAGCUCUACGCCGUCGGGGGCUUCGACGGGACCGCCUACCUCAAGUCCAUCGAGGUGUUCGAUCCGGAAUCGAACCAGUGGCGGCUGUGCGGCGCCAUGAACUACCGGCGGCUCGGCGGCGGCGUCGGCGUCAUGCGCUCGCCGCACCACGACACGCACUACAUCUGGUAACGCCGCACGCUUGUCGGAACACUUCUCAUCACAAUCAUCAUCCUCCUGCCCUUCUUCGAGUCACCUGGGUCGACUCUACAUGUUUUCUCCUUCCAUACUCCUCUAUCAUACACUAUUUUUUCGUUCACUCCCCUCUUACACAUAUCAACUUUCACACAAUCUAUCCAUUUCUUCUUAGGUCUACCUCUUCCUGAAUAUCCCUCCACAUCCAUUGUUAACACUCUCUUACCAACCUCAAUUUUAUUUCGUCUCAUCACAUGUCCAUACCAUCCCAAGGACUUCUCAACAACAGGUGCCACUUUCAGACUUCCUCUAACACAUUCAUUUCGUAUUCUAUCCAUUCUCGUUACUCCACACAUCCAUCGCAACAUUCGCAUCUCUGAUGCAUGCAAUCGCCUCCUCAUCACAUCCUCAUCUUCAUCACAACACGAAAGAUUAUUUGUAAUUAUUCCCGCGGUAUACGAUUUUGCCAGAUUUGAUCUACUCGCCCAUGACGUAGAUAGAAGACGCACACACCGGUAGCCGUCCGCGCAGUGGGUCAACGACCUGUCUCCACAAUUAUACAAAAAUCUAUGAAAACUCCAUAAAACUUUAUCUUAAUUUCAGGAACCGAAAAGAUUCAGUGGUGUAACCUGCCCCCGGCCCCGUGGCGCGCGGCUGCGGGGGACGAGCUUCGAACGAAACUUACUUUGAACUUUGAUCGGUCAACAAACAAUACAGCGUCUGGUUUUCAAAUAUUUCGGUGUUCGACGACUCUACUGCGGUUUAUUUAUUCAAUACUGGUGCGCUACGUAGGCCGCGCUACGUCGACUGCGCUACGCAUAUCCGGCUACGUCGCGUGUGCUACGCCAUGGCGCUACGUCGACAGCGCUACGUCGGGCGCGGCACUGGGUCGCAGAGAAAAGACAGCUCAAGGCUCGGAUAGAGAUAAUUGUCUUAUUUUUACUUAUAUAUUAUGUAAUUUAUAAGCAGUACAAUUGCAGCAGUUGGGAAAAAGUAACGGGAAGUGUUUGAUUGAACUCAAGGUGUGUGUUUGCGCGUGUGUGUGGGAGUGUGUGUGUGUGUGUGUGUCGCGACGGUAGCCCUGUUUAUUUGAAAAUCACUUGUUCGUAUCGCGAGUCUGAUAGUCGUGUGCGACCUUUUGGUUCUGACGGGACGAAUUGUUUUAGUUAUAAAAUGGAGCAUCCUGUAUGUGAAACGUCACUCAUAACUGUUAUUAGUAUUAUUAUUAAAUUUUAUUGUUAAAAAUAAAGCAUGUAUAAUUAAUUGACUAUUUAUAAAUAAAUGAAAUGAAAAGGAAACACAUUUUAAAUAGAUUGUA
Molecule: messenger RNA, 3331 nt
Organism: Bombyx mori (domestic silkworm)
Lineage: Eukaryota; Metazoa; Arthropoda; Insecta; Lepidoptera; Bombycidae
Gene: dbo
Product: kelch-like protein diablo
Exons: 9
Coding region: 271-2010 (579 amino acids)
Molecular function (GO): protein binding
Source: RefSeq, a predicted model, not a curated record